This is a messenger RNA of Ostreococcus tauri, 414 nucleotides long. Its product is annotated as unnamed product. Bases 1 to 414 code for a protein of 137 amino acids. The record is from RefSeq and is a predicted model, not a curated record. Lineage: Eukaryota; Viridiplantae; Chlorophyta; Mamiellophyceae; Mamiellales; Bathycoccaceae. The transcript has a single exon.
AUGGGUUUAUCCGGUGCGACUUCGCAUCGUUCUCGCGGUGCGCACGUCGCGCGCGCCGUCGACGACGUCGACGCGGUGCGCACCGCCGUCGACGCCGCGCCCGACCCGGUGGCCGGUGUCGCCUUCGCCGUGGCCACCGCGCUGUUGCUCGUCAUCACGGGUGGGAUGGGAUACGUCGCCCUGAGAGAGGCUUUGGAUAGAAAGGCGGAGUCGGACGCGCGCGCGGAGGAGGAUCGACAGGCGCGGGUGAUCGAGGCGAAUAAGGGGAACGCGCGAUUGCAACAGGCGCAGCGGGUGCGAGGUAAGAAGCUGACGCCGAGUCAGCGAGCGGCGAUGGAGACGGAGGGGGAUGGUGGUAUGAAUAGAAGGGAGCGAAGACGCAGGGAAAGAGCGGGCGAGUCGACGGAGGAAUGA